CGGCCGCCUUGUUGUCCCUUGAAGGACCCCUCACAGCUCCAACAUGGCGGCGUGCAUACGGGUGUGCUGUGCCCUCCGCUUCACAGUUUCAGCACCGCUCCGUACCUUCGGGGGAGCAGUCCAGGCAUCUCAGUUGGCGAGUCGAGCCUCAGGUGCUUCUCCUCUCCAAAGAAACCCUGCACUUCUUCCACUGUUCCCUGCAACGGCGUGGCAGCAGACCAGAAAUGGCAGCUUCUUCAACAAGUUGACGGCUGAGGAGUUGUGGAAAGGAGUGUUGGCGGAGACGGGUGCCGGAGCCAGGAAGGGACGAGGGAAGCGAACCAAGCGCAAACUGAAGAGGGACCUGAACCGAGGACAGAGCAUCGGUGAAGGUCGCGGUGGUUUUCUGUGGCCCGGUCUGAACGCUCCGGUGGUAAAGGAUGGGACUUUGCGGACCAUGAGUCGAAGAAAUGAGACUGAGCAGCAGGAGCUUCAGGCUGACCUAGUGCGUCAAAGGGACGAGUGGGAGAGGAAGAGGAAGAUGAAGGUGAAGAGGGAGAGAGGAUGGACGGGAAGAUCGUGGGGUGGCAUCAGCCUCGGGCCCCCUGACCCUGGACCCAACGGAGAAACCUACGAGGGCUUUGAUUCACGCGUCAUCGAGGUGAAGACUGUGUUCAACAUGACGGCCAAGGAAGGCAGGAAGAGGUCCAUCAGCUGCCUGGUCGCCGUGGGAAACGGCAACGGAGCCGCAGGCUUCGCGUUGGGUAAAGCAGCAGAAAGAAACACGGCUCUGAGAAAGGCCAAGAACAGAGCCAUCCACUACUUAUACUAUAUCGAACGGUACAACGACAGCACCAUUUAUCAUGACAUUGAAUCCAAGUUCAAGAGGACGACGCUCCGCAUGAAGAAACAAAACAAAGGUUAUGGUCUGCACUGCCACCGGGCGGUCAUCACUCUGUGCAAGCUAAUCGGCAUUAAGGACAUGUACUGCAAAGUGGAAGGAUCUGUCAAUCUGCUCAACAUUACCAGAGCCCUCUUCACUGGUUUAGCCACUCAGGAAACCCACCAGGCAUUGGCCGACAAGAAGCAGCUCCACGUUGUCGAGUUUCAGGCGCAACGAGGCCCCUUGCCCAUGGUGGUGGCGAGUCCCAAAGACGGUGCACAAACCGACCCAGAGCCCGAGGACGAGAUCCCCAACACUCGGCUGCACUGGAGCGACGUACAAGCCGCGCAGGGAACCAAACGCUCGAUCUGGGCAGGUGUCAAACGCACCAUCUGGUAGCGUGGGAGUGGGCCGAUGACUGGAUCAGACCACAAGACAGAUGAUUGGGCUGAUUGAGGCCGGGGAGUGUCAGACGGACUUUGAUAAGAAAGAUUUCUUCAAAUCUAGUGGAUUGUGAUCGUUUCAUCAACCGAGGACUAAAGUUACAUGUUUGUCAAACUGGAGAUGUCUCAGAUACACCCUGUAAAGGCCAAUAUUGAAAUAUUAAUGUCCAAGAUAUCGAUGUCCUUCUGCAUCUACUUCUUUAUCCAUGUGGAAUAACAGCAAAAUACAGUAUGUAAGAAAUAAAAGUGUGGAUUUGUAAAACCAC
Larimichthys crocea (large yellow croaker) is the source of this 1571-nucleotide messenger RNA. It is a transcript of the gene mrps5, whose product is annotated as mitochondrial ribosomal protein S5. The transcript is spliced from 12 exons. NCBI's taxonomy places the organism in Eukaryota, Metazoa, Chordata, Actinopteri, Sciaenidae. Gene Ontology annotation, biological process: translation. Gene Ontology annotation, cellular component: ribosome. Gene Ontology annotation, molecular function: RNA binding; structural constituent of ribosome. The coding region runs from base 44 to 1261 and encodes 405 amino acids. The record is from RefSeq and is a predicted model, not a curated record.